GACGUCGGAGUUACACUACACAGCUAAUCCUCUUUUCCCCUCGUCGUUUUAAGAAACACACCCAUGACACGGCGGAUUUGAUCUCGGGGGGGAGAACCCGGGUUCGCCAGGAGUCACAAUCUCACUUCGGGUCACUUUCCUCCCUCCCUUCCCCUCCUCCCCCUCCGCCCAUCACAGCGCCGGUUGCCAUGGAGAACUCUUCGGUGGCGUCUGCAUCGUCUGAGGCUGGCAGCACACGCUCGCAGGAGAUAGAGGAGCUGGAGCGCUUCAUCGACAGCUAUGUGCUGGAGUACCAGGUGCAGGGGCUUCUGGGAGACAAGGCAGAUGGAGACUUGGACUUGGACAAUGGCGGCAAGGUGCCACAGUGGACAGAUGACUUCAACGACAAGAGAGAUGGCAGCUGGACAUCAUCACGAGGAAGAGGCUCAUCUAAGCCGGACGAGUGGGAACACAGCAGUAACGGCAGUACAGGUUCCAGGCCCAGUUCAGGGUCCAGACCUGGAUCUGGCUCACGCUCCGGCAGCAGGGGCCGAAACAACCAGUUCAAAGUUCCAGCUAAGAAUGGGAACAGAGAUGGCUCCUUUGACAUCCUGGGAACAGACAUAUGGGCCGCUAACACAAUGGACUCACAUGGAGGUGCAGGUUGGGACGUACAGCCAGAGAAGCUGGACUUCAGCCAUUUCCAUAGGAAACAUUUCAGAGGAACGCCAAAGCACCUGCCACACAUUGACAGAGAGGGGAUGAACAAAAACAAGUUUGAGGAAGAUGACGGCAUAGACAUGAAUGACAUAGAGAGGUUCUUACCCCAUCUGCGCUCUGUCUUCCCACCACUUCCUAAUGAGGCUGAGAUCGCACACACCAAAAAGCUCUUCCGACGCAGGAGGAAUGACCGACGAGUGUUUGAUCAGUUCUCCCGAGACCAGUUAACCAUACUUCUACCCACUGGCCCAGGGGGAAGGCGGCAAGUCUCAGCCAGGAGACAGCAGCGGCCUCAGGGAGGAGGAGGAGGAGGAGGCGGAGGAGGAGGUGGAGGUGGUGGUGGAGGCGGAGGAGGAAAGAACCAGCCUCAGCAGGUACAGCAACAGUCACCACAGCAGCAGAGGGCUCAACCCCAGCAACAGUCUCCAAACCAACAGCAGCCGAAUUUAAUAGAACUGGGAGAUAACAGAAACAAUAGCGCCGGUCGGCCGCCUCGCCAGUACCAAGGAGGACAUGGGCAGCGCCAAGGAGGACCCCCACACCACGGAUACAGCCAGAACCGGCGUUGGCACCACAAUCAGAAAGGUCAGGGACACGGACAGACAAACGCUGCAGGUGAUAAAGGAGUACCCCCAAGAACAACCAAAGACAAAGAGACUGAGAAUGUAAAACUGGGUGAUGAGCAGAUCAGAUCACCUCAAGACUGCAGCAGUAAGAGUCCCAAUGAAUCACCCAAAUCUGACUCAGCGCCCAGUUCAAAUGUUUUCCCAGACCUGACAGUUAACAAGGAGUCUCCCAACCCACCGCGAAGUGGAAAGGCAAGCGAGGGCCAGUCGGAGCAGCCCAAAAUCAGCCUGCUGCAGUCGUCAAAGGAAAGGCUGAGGAGGAGACUAAAGGACAAGGAGGAGGCACGCGUGGAGAACUCGGGCUCCGGAUCGCGGAGCAUGGACCGGCUGGUGGACCUUCUCAACAGCAUGAGGAGCAACAGCAGCGGGGUGGAGCAGCAGCUGGCCUCCUUCAUGGAGGAGGCGCAGUGCUCGGCACGGUCCGAGGAGACCCUGGCUCAGGUGGUCAGCACCAUCUACUCCAAGGCCGUGUCAGACAGGAGCUUCGCCGCAACAGCCGCCAAGCUCUGCGACAAGAUGGCGCUGUUCAUGGUGGAGGGGACCAAGUUCAGGUCGCUGCUGCUCAACAUGCUGCAGAGGGACUUUUCCCGUCGUGAGGAGCUCCAGCAGUCGGAUGUGGAGCGGUGGUUAGGUUUCAUCACCUUUUUGUGCGAGGUGUUUAGUACCAUGAGGAGCAGCUCCAGCGAGCCAUUCAGGGUGCUGGUGUGUCCCAUCUACACAUGCUUACGAGAGCUGCUCGAGUCAACAGAUGUUAAGGAAGAUGCAGUCCUCUGUUGCUCCAUGGAGUUGCAGAGCGCCGGGCGUCUCCUGGAAGAGCAGCUCCCUGAGAUGAUGACAGAGCUCUUAGCGGCUGUCAGGGACAAGAUGCUUUGUCCGGCCGAAUCUCAGCUGACUCGCUCGCUGCUCAUGGAGGUCAUCGAGCUGCAUGCACACCGCUGGAGCCCCCUGGAGGCCCUCACCACCCAAUACUACAACCGUACCAUCCAAAAGCUCACCACCACUGCCUAGGUGCCAGCUCCCGCAGGAGUAGAGGAGACAAGGCCCCCCCCCCUGGAUGCCCCGGCGAGACAUUUUCUACUUUUUAAUUACGACAACAUCACCCUCUUGCCUAAAAUUAAAGAAUGGGUAACGAGCUUAACUGUAAAUUCCACAAUUACUCCAAGACGGGAGACCACUGCCGCAAACAAAGCGUACACAAGCCACCAGACAGGUCCUCCUGAGCCAUCAAGGCAUCAACACUACAUGUGGCGCAUUUGACACACAUUUGAGAAAACAGUAGGUGAUACGUGGCCAGUAGGGGCGUGCUUGGCCACACAGAGUCUGGGCGCUCGCCUGGCCGUGGCU
Molecule: messenger RNA, 2669 nt
Organism: Stegastes partitus (bicolor damselfish)
Lineage: Eukaryota; Metazoa; Chordata; Actinopteri; Pomacentridae
Gene: ctif
Product: CBP80/20-dependent translation initiation factor
Exons: 14
Coding region: 189-2333 (714 amino acids)
Biological process (GO): regulation of translational initiation
Cellular component (GO): cytosol
Molecular function (GO): protein binding; RNA binding; translation activator activity
Source: RefSeq, a predicted model, not a curated record